Molecule: messenger RNA, 3137 nt
Organism: Macrobrachium nipponense
Lineage: Eukaryota; Metazoa; Arthropoda; Malacostraca; Decapoda; Palaemonidae
Exons: 4
Coding region: 78-710 (210 amino acids)
Source: RefSeq, a predicted model, not a curated record
GAUGUAAUGACAGUUGGAAUUCAGUUCGACUUCUGCUGUUAUAUCAUACAUCGGAAUCCUUCCCGUUCUCGUAAACGAUGCGAACGGCAAAUCCAUCUCUGGCCGCAACCGUGUUAGUGCUGGUGACUGCGUUACUCGUGCAAGAAGCAUCACCGCAGAGUGCCACCGUAUCCAUCAAUAACCAGGCACUCUUCGGCCUGGGCGCUGUCCUCCUGGCCAGUGGCGUCGCCUACCAUGUUGGCAGACAAAGUGCUCUCGGUUCCAAUAACCAGUACAGAGGAGGAAACAGGCACUUCAACAAUGGCUUCCCUUUCUUCGGUCGUAGGCGUCGCCGUCAAACGGAGGAAAAGCAAGGAGGGGUCGACGGGACAGCAGAGCCUUUGAACGAACUGGACCCCCUCGUAGCGCAACUCUUCCAGAUGGCUCUGGAGAGGGACACCACUGGAUGCAGCCUCCAGCUGACUUGUGCCAUCGGUGCCAAACCUUCCGUUGGCAUCACGGGUCAUGCGAAGCAUCUUCUCAGGGUCCUCAGUCUAGCAGAUACAAAAGAGGAGCGCGACGGCGACGACUGGAGAGGCCUGGACGCUUACAGAACGGCUCUGGACCUGGGGCGCGACGGCGGCAACUGCGACCAACUGUUUCCUAACUGCCCCAAUUCAUCUGAACAGCUGAUAGACUUGUUUCAGAAAAUGAGGAUCCUCCAAAACUAGUCACUAUACCCAAAACCACCUUGCUCUUCUGAUUCGUGAGUCUCAUUGUGACCCAGUGCCGUUCACACUAGACCUCUAAUACCUGCAGUGAGUUUCAGUAGCAGCUGGUUACAUGAACGUGCACGGGCGUUAACUCUAAAUUCAACCUCUUCUUUUAAGUAGUUCGGGAGCAGCAUGAUGGAGGGCCUCCCCUUGAAUCCUUCCACACGCAGGAAAAGUGACUUCCAAAGCCUAGAGUAGACGGUAGUUAUGUAGAAUUUGACCCCGAUAAUACAAGCUUCCUUGAGACCAAAACCUAAUUCAGUGGUUGGUCUGAUUUGUAAGUAGAACUAACACUUGUAGCUGUCCCGACACAUCCAAGGACUUCAAACUAAAAGGCUCAUCAUCAAAACACAUCUCGCGGUGAAAUCAAUCGUACCAUAACCGAAGUACGAUAUUGGCUACGUAAAGGUAAAUUCUCAUUUAUCAUUCUUCUGUCCGUUUUCCCCCAAGCUUUAUCAAUAUUUCAUUUCUUCUACAUUUGUCUCUAAACACCUUUGCUUCACUUCCAUUCGCCUCCAACAGAAAGUCUGAAUAUGAACAUUUUCUAUUGCCACAAUCGAUUAAAUAAACCAGACAGAUCUAAAUCUGUACAAAAUACCAGUCGAAUGAAAGGGUGAGCAGCAAAGCAAAAGACCCCCUUACUCUUAUCUCUUACUCUGAGCCACCACAUCAACCAUAAAGUGAUUAGAGCGAAAAUAUUGAUAGUUGAGGUUUCUGCCCAUUUGAUGCAAUUAAUCCACGUUCGUACAAAAACGUGUAAUAUCACAUUUUCCACGGGGAAUUUUCCAUUAAACUUCCAUGGUCUUUCACAACAUUUAGUAAAACUUAUAAGGAACUUCUAGUCUCGAUGAAAUACUUAUUCCUAUCAACAUCAUUGCCUUUAGCCACACUUGUAAUAAGAAACUAUUGUACAGGGCUAUACAAAUACUCGUGUUAGCACGUAUUCUGUUAGAUAUAUUGAAAAAUUUACUUCGGGCAAAAAUCCAUCAGGUCAACACGUCUCUCCUGAAAAUUGCUCAUAACAUGAAAACUUGUGACUAUCUUUAAACGAUUCAACAUUCUUUUUAAUUUUCUGAGAGGUUUCCCGAACCACUUAGAGGUAAUUGCCUUUACUUUCUCUGAGAAAAAAAGUUCUUCAUUUAAGAUAUCCAGUCACAUAAAGGGACAAUCUACAACAGCUCAGGAAACUAAUUUACUAUCUAGAGCUAGUCGUAUUUCCAAAAUAAGCCUCUGAAAGGCGUAUGUAUGUACUACAAGCAAAAGCAAAUAUCUAUGCAAAUUUAUAAGUAUGUAUGGGAUGUAGGUAUGUGGCGACCCCACCGCCCACCUCUGGGAGAUGUAGCUAGCCGAAGGAGGCUCUAUGACCGAGUUAUGCAGCGCUCGACUUAUGUGCUAGGUCCGUGGAUCGUUCCCGGCUAUCGCCCACCAAGCUGCAAAUGCUAACUAGCGUCUGCUGAGGUCAAGAAAAAGACAUUAGGCUACUAAUUAGAACAUAAGCACACAUAUACGUAUAUUCACACACUUAAGCAUUUUUCCAUGAGAGAUGGUGGCUCCCAUAAAACGAUAAAGAUCACUGCCAUAUUCAUAAUUUACCUGCUGUAUUCAUACACCUAGAGAGAAGGUUCAUCUAGAGUGAUGCACCAUUCACUUCUGUCCUGCGCACUCUCACCUUCUGGAUGCUGAGUCAUAUCCUUUACAAUACUUCAACGCCCUCUGUGCAGGCCUUUCCAGUCAUCCUCUCUACCUCCUUCCCAUUUUUUCUGAACUGCGCAUUCUUUCCACCAACCUAGCAUCCACCAUUCUUACCACAAAACCAAACCAUCUCAUAACCCUGACAAUUCUUCUCACCUUUGCUUGCCUUUUUAUCACCUGUGUAUCACAGAAUUGGUCACCCUUCAGUUCUUAUUUCACAUACCUAACACAAAUGAUUUCUCUCUGCAGCUUCCGCUUCAUUGUUCAUCUAUAUUCAACAACAACAAUUCACUUCCAUAAAAGAGAGUUGGCUCAACAAUUCUUUCAAAAAUUCCCACCUUGGCUUCCACAUAUAAUUAUUCCAAGCUUCCUCGCAAUCAUUUGCACAAACACUACUACCUUCUUCCCUACACCUAUUCUGUUACUCACCUUCCUCAUCCUACCAUCAAAUGAUAUAUUGACCCUCCCACACAUGUACAAAUCUAUCGCUUCCAUCUUCCAACCUAUUAUAUAUAUAUAAUUAUGAAUGUGGCAGAUACUGUUGUAUACUAUUAUAUUAUUUUCUCCUUUACCAAUGACCUGAUAGUAGAAACGAUUAGAAAUAUAAAAAAAAACACAAAAUGUGCACAAUACGUAUGUGUAAAUGGACGUUUACGUACAAGCAAACACACACGCACACACACACACACACAC